AUGGCCGAAGCAAUCCUCUUUGGUCUUGCACAGAAAAUGAUUGAAAAUCUGGGCUCUCAGACUUUCCAAGAGAUUGGAUCACUCUGGGGUGUUAAAGAUAAGCUUGAAAAAAUCAAGAACACCGUUUCCACGGUCCAAGCUGUACUUCAGGAUGCAGCGGAGCAGCAAAGUCAUAACCAUCAAGUCAAGGACUGGCUCCAAAAGCUCAACGAUGCAGUUUAUGACGCAGAUGACUUGUUGAGUGAGUUUUCAACUGAAGCUACAAGGCGAAGCAUGGUGAGUGGGAAUAAAGUCACAAAAGAGGUACGCACUUUCUUUUCAAAGUCAAACCAACUAGCUUUUCGUGGUAAGAUGAGUCGUAAAAUAAAGGCAAUGAGGCAAAAGCUAAAUGCAAUAGCAGAAGAUAAGAACAAGUUUAACUUGAAAGUAGACAACGUAGAGACGAAUGUUAUGAGUAGGAAGAGGGAGACUCACUCUUUUGUUCGGGGAGAGGUUGUUAUUGGGAGGGAUGAGGACAAAAAGAAUAUCAUAGACCUAUUAUUCGACUCUAAUGUACAAGAGAAUAUUUCGGUCAUUCCCAUUGUGGGGAUCGGGGGCUUAGGGAAGACUACACUUGCUCAAUAUGCGUACAAUGAUGAGAAAGUUCAAAAAUACUUUGAGUUAAAAAUGUGGGCAUGCAUCUCUGAUGUAUUUGAUUUAAAAAUAAUUAUUGAAAAGAUAAUAGCAUCUACUUCUGAUCAUGCACCAGUUGGAAACCUUGUAAUAGAUCAGUUGCAAAGUCAACUUCGUAAAAAAAUUGAAGGAAAGAAAUACUUACUUGUAUUAGAUGAUAUAUGGAAUGAAGAUCCUGAAAACUGGCGUGAAUUGAAAAGUCUUUUAAUGGGUGGUUCCAAAGGCAGUAAGAUUAUAAUAACUAGUCGUAUUAGAUUGGUUGCAGAGAUUACACGCACAGUUUCACCAUAUUUUCUCGAAGGUCUGUCCAAAGAACAAUCUUGGGUUUUAUUUAGGCAAGUGGCAUUUAGAAAUGGGCAAGAGGCCAACAAUCCUAAACUAGUGACAAUUGGAAGGGACAUUGUAAACAUGUGUCAAGGGGUACCACUUGCUCUAAAGUCCAUAGGAAAUUUGUUAUACUUCAAGGAAAAAGAGUCUGAAUGGUCAUACGUGCAGGAUAAUAUAGAAGCAAAUGUAAUUCAAGGGAAUGGAAUUUUACCAAUUUUAAAAUUGAGUUAUGAUCAUCUCCCAUCACAUUUAAAGAGUUGUUUCACUUAUUGCUCUUUGUUUCCCAAAGAUUAUGAGAUGGAUAAGGAAACAGUAAUACAACUAUGGAUAGCACAAGGAUUUGUCCAAUCAUCAAUCAAAAACCAACAAUUGGAGGACAUUGGUGAUGAGUAUUUCAAGGAUUUACUUUGGAGGUCCUUCUUUGAAGAAGUAGAGACUUACAAUGGCUUAAGAUACAAGAUGCAUGAUUUAAUGCAUGAUCUUGCAGAAGUUGUUGCAGGCGAGGAGUGCAGACUUGUUAGUUUUGAUGGCAAAAAUGUUAAUGAAAAAAAUCAUCAUGUAUCAUGCCCAUUUCAUAUUGGCUCAUCUUUUACUGAAUCUUUAAGGUUUUUGGUUAAAGCAGUCAAGCUAUAUACAUUUCUUCUAACAUUUAGUGAGAUGAACUCUGGUGCCUUGGAAGAGUCAACGUUGAAUACAAUUAUUUUGAGUUUCAAGAGCUUGCGUGCGUUAGAUAUACAUGCAUUGAAGAUUACAUCAAUACCAAAUUCUAUAGGGAAGUUAAGACAUCUAAAGUAUCUUGAUGUUUCUUUUAACAAGGAUAUUAAAACUCUCCCUGAUUCAAUUACUACAUUGUUGAAUUUGCAAGUACUAAAACUUUAUGAUUGUGAAGGCCUUAAAGAAUUACCCAAAAAGUUUAGAGAAUUGGUUAGCCUCAAACAUCUUUAUAAUGAUGGUUGUUAUAAUUUGAGUCACAUGCCUCAUGGAUUAGGGCAAAUGACUUCACUUCAAACAUUAAAAUUAUUCAAUGUGAGCACGUCCUCCGAGACUGGUGGAUUAGGUGAAUUGAAGGAGCUAAACAACUUGCGAGGAACAUUAGAGAUCUCACAUUUGGAACGGUUGACAGAAGCUAACUCAAAAUCCAUUGUUGUGAAUUUAUGGGAAAAGCAACAUCUUGAAAAACUGAUAUUAAAAUGGCAUCAUCAAGAUCAAGUACAUAAUAAUGAAGAUGAGAAGUUAUUAGAAGACCUCCAGUCACACCAAAAUCUCAAAUAUUUGGAAGUGCAUCAGUACAAGGGUGUGAAAUUUUUAAGUUGGGUCUCUUCUCUCACAAAUCUUGUUGAUUUAAAGAUACAGAAUUGUAAGAGAUGUCGAUAUCUGCCACCAUUGUCUCAUCUCCCCUCUUUAAAAUCUCUAACGCUUGACACAAUGAAUGAUUUGGAGUACAUAUCCGAUAAUGAUAUGAGUAAAGAGUUGGCUACUCUAUCCACAAUAUUAUCAACAGCGUUCUUCCCAUCUCUAAAGUCACUCACAAUAAGGGCAUGUCUUAAUUUGAAGGGAUGGUGGGGGAGAACAGGGAGGGAUUUAGUUGCAACAUCAUCUGCGUCAACACCAGAUCAUCAACAAGAUCAGUCUCACAACUCAAUACCUUUAUUUCCUCUUCUUUCUUAUUUGCAGAUUAGUAAUUGCCCUAAAAUGACUUCCAUGCCCCUGUUUCCCAAUCUCGAAGAACGGCUAUUUUUAUCGAAUGUCAGUUUGAGGCCUUUGCAAGAGACAAUGUCAAUGAGUUUUUUAGUUCCCUCUUCCUCCUCUUCAUUAUCCUCUUCUUCUCCUCUCUCCAAAUUAAAUGAUAUGACUUUGGAUUCUAUAGAAGAUAUAGUGUCUCUUCCGGCUGAGUGGGCACUAUAUUCUCUGAAGCAACUACAAAUUUGGGAUUGCCCUAAACUAACAUCUAUGUCUGGAGCGAUACGUUAUCUCACCUCCCUCUGUUUUCUAUCAAUUGACGAUUGCGAGGAGUUCGAUCCAUUCAGAGACAUGCAUGAUGAUGGCAUGGAAUGGCAAUGCCUCAUUUGCCUCCGUCAUUUAGAAUUCAGAGGCAUUCCGAAAUUGAAGUCUCUCCCUGUGGGUCUUCAAUGUAUUUCCACCCUAAAAGAGCUCAGAAUUUCGAACUGUCCCAAUUUAAUGACUUUGUCAGAGCUCACCUCACUUGAAUAUCUUGGGAUUGAAAGAUGCGAGCCUAAUUUGACAUCACUUCUUGAGAUUAGUUGUCUCACUUCUUUACAGUCGCUGGGAAUUGUUGACUUUCCCAAUUUGAUUACUCUCCCUGAAUCAAUUAGGAAUCUAAUCUCACUUGAAACACUUUUCAUUCAGUCCUGUCCCAAUCUCACAACACUACCUGAUGAUGGUUUUAUCAAGUCUUUACGAAAACUGCUAAUUAUUAAUUGUCCUCAGUUAGCUGAAAAAUACAAAAAUAAAAUCGAUAAGGAUUUCCCUAAUUUGGAAAUCGAAUGGCGUUGA
This is a messenger RNA of Quercus robur (English oak), 3513 nucleotides long. Its product is annotated as putative disease resistance protein RGA4. The transcript has a single exon. Gene Ontology annotation, molecular function: ADP binding. NCBI's taxonomy places the organism in Eukaryota, Viridiplantae, Streptophyta, Magnoliopsida, Fagales, Fagaceae. The record is from RefSeq and is a predicted model, not a curated record. Gene Ontology annotation, biological process: defense response to other organism. The coding region runs from base 1 to 3513 and encodes 1170 amino acids.